Purpureocillium takamizusanense is the source of this 327-nucleotide messenger RNA. RefSeq lists its product as uncharacterized. The transcript has a single exon. The record is from RefSeq and is a predicted model, not a curated record. Bases 1 to 327 code for a protein of 108 amino acids. Lineage: Eukaryota; Fungi; Ascomycota; Sordariomycetes; Hypocreales; Ophiocordycipitaceae.
AUGGCUGCGAGAAACAGCCAGAUUCCUCCUCGAGCCCGGGAGACAGGCUGUACCUCUCGGCGAUCAAGGGAUUUGGCGCGUGGAGCCUCCAUGUCUCACUCUCGACGCGCGCAGCGACCGAUCAUCGAUGUCAAAGCUGUCCAGACGGAGAAAAAGGUUCAGAGCAUUGCCGACACUUACGGGCCACUUGGCCUGAAGUCGCUGGACGAGCCCGGCUGCACGAUGAAAAUCGUGUACUGCACAUGUGUCCUGCAAUUUCACUUCCUUCGCCUGCGAGAAACACAAGAGUCCGAGAUUCACUCGGCUGCGGGGGGUCCUGACUCCUGA